Gordionus sp. m RMFG-2023 is the source of this 1103-nucleotide messenger RNA. RefSeq lists its product as uncharacterized. The transcript is spliced from 5 exons. NCBI's taxonomy places the organism in Eukaryota, Metazoa, Nematomorpha, Gordioida, Chordodea, Parachordodidae. Bases 28 to 894 code for a protein of 288 amino acids. The record is from RefSeq and is a predicted model, not a curated record.
CAAAUUUAAUGUUCACUCAUUAAGAAUAUGAUUGAAAACGAUUUUUCGGAAUCAAGUGAUGAAGAUUAUAUACCACAGCCUGAAGAUAAUGAUUUAAGCGAGGAGGCCGAAGAUGACAUUUUAGAGGAUGAAACAGAAGAUAAUAAUUCUGUCUUAAUCAAUAAAACAAAAAGAUGUAAAAGAAAACGUAACUCAAAGACAACUAAAUCAAAUAUUUUAAUCAAUCGAAGUUUGAAUCUUAUAGAAGAUAAAAAUGAUAUUGAUAAAUUAAAUAAAAAUAAGCUACCCAAUGAGUUAUGGUCAAAUUUUCUAAAUUGUGUUAAUAAAGAAGCAUCCUAUGUAAAGAAAAAUGUUGAGUCAAAUACCACAUGUGAUUUAAAGAAACUUGACAAUGCCACAAAAAUAAUGGCUCCUUCAAGCACGUCAGUAAGUGAAAAUCUUUCCGAUCUACCCACAAAUAACGCAUCAAAUUCGUCCACCACAACUCCCGCCAUUCAUAAGAGCCUUUUUAAUGAUCUCCCUCAAACGACCGAGAAUAAACUUCGCACAUCUUCUUCAUCCAUAAUUCUCAAAAAUGGUAGCAAAACCGGAAAUAACAUUAGUCUGGACAAAUUGUCUCAAUUCUCCGGUAACAAACGAAAAUCCAAAUCCAGUAUCCUAAAAAUGACUCAAAAAAGUUGGGAAGAGUUUCAAACGACAGCCGGCGGGCUUCAUAAACCUGGUUCGACCGAUAAUUCGCAACUCGAAGAUAAUGUUGAAUCAGAACUUUUCAGGAAAGAUUUGGAUAGUUUUGCCAAAGGCAAGGACAGUUACGUGGAUAGAAUGUCUUUCUUGAACCGCGCAGAAAUAAGACAGUAUGAAGCGCAAAAGAAACUGAGAUACAAGCCAUCAUAAAAAAAUUUAAAUCUUCAAGUUUACGUUUCUCGCAAAUAACAUAUGGUGGCCCAAGGACAACAGGGUCUUUUUAGCUUGUUUUCUAAACGCGACCUCUUAAUACGAAAACCCACCUUUACAAAUUAAUUUUAAAAUAUUCAUUUAUUUUCGCAUUAUUUUGAAAUGGAUUAAUAUAAUUGUUUUAUUUUUUAAUCAUGUGAUAGAAAUAU